UAUUUCAAACCAAAACAAAUAACCCAUAGCCAAGUGCAGUUCAUGUAGGCUAGGAAUUUAUCAUCCAUACAUUAAGUUUAUUGCACAGCGGACUAUUUCAGCAACCGGACAAAACGUCAAAUCGGAAUGUUGCCCAAGGAUGGAAAGUUGUGUCAACGUUUAGCUUAUACAGCCAGCUAGGUAACCUUAGCCGACUAACUGUUGGUGAUGUGUUUAUCUUAGCUGUGAAAGCUAAAUGAACAGGCUAACCAAAAAAAGUCUAAAAUCGUCUUAGCCGCUCUAAAGUCUCCGUAAACCAAGAUGUCGAUUGACUUCUCGCAUUUUACAUCGUUGGUAAGUUCCAACAUAAUCACGUUUUAAAGGAAUAGUUUCUUUAUGUCAGCCAAGGCCGAGGAGGUCCCACUAUCUCCAACAGCACGUUUAGCAUUAAAUUGUGACCAGCAGUGUGGUUUGUCAGUGUUUGACUGCAACCACCAGCAUCAGCAGGACAGCGCCAUGAGUUUGUACAGGUCCAGUGCCAGAGGUGGUGCUAUCGGUGGUGCAAGAGAAAGAGGAAGAGCAGUACAUUACCAGGAACAGCGGCAACGCUCCAGCGACUGCUCACGUGACUCCUCCUAUGAGAGAGGAGAGAGCCAGCUGACACCUUGCAUCAGGAAUGUUACUUCUCCCACUCGGCAGCAUGACUAUGAACGUGGUGAAGGAGGCUCUUCCUCUAGAUCCUCCAGUCCACGUAAUCCCAGGGUUUCUGUUCCCUAUUCUCAUAUUGGAGGAACUCUGAUUGCAGGACACAUACCUUGGUCCCUGGGUCUUCCUGGAGUUCACCACCACUCCAAGACCCUGGGGCAAGAACCAUGCGAUAUGAUAUAUGUGUAUGACUUCAGCAGUAAAGAAGGGCAUAGAGGUGUAAUGAGACUUGGAGAAAGAGUGACACUUAUUGUGGACAAUACAAGAUUUGUGGUGGAUCCUGCCAUCUUCACAGCUCAACCUAACACCAUGCUGGGCAGGAUGUUUGGUUCUGGACGGGACAACAACUUCACACGACCCAAUGAAAAAGGAGAGUUUGAGGUGGCUGAUGGCAUCAGUUCCACUGUCUUCAGAGCCAUCCUGGAUUACUACAAGUCAGGGAUAAUCCGCUGUCCUGAUGGCGUUUCCAUUCCCGAGCUGCGGGAGGCGUGUGACUACCUCUGUAUCUCCUUCAACUACAGCACCAUCAAGUGCAGAGACCUCAGUGCCCUGAUGCAUGAGCUGUCUAACGACGGGGCCCGGCAUCAGUUUGAGUGUUACCUGGAGGAGAUGGUGUUGCCACUGAUGGUGGCCAGCGCUCAGAGUGGAGAGAGGGAGUGUCACAUAGUGGUGCUGACCGAUGACGACGUGGUGGACUGGGAUGAAGAGUACCCUCCACAGAUGGGGGAGGAGUACUCUCAGAUCAUCUACAGCACCAAAUUGUACCGAUUCUUCAAGUACAUAGAGAACAGGGAUGUGGCCAAGUCUGUGCUGAAGGACAGAGGACUGAAAAAGAUCCGUCUGGGAAUAGAAGGCUACCCAACCUAUAAAGAGAAGGUGAAGCGGCGUCCUGGAGGUCGUCCAGAGGUCAUCUACAACUACGUCCAGCGUCCCUUUAUUCGCAUGUCCUGGGAGAAGGAGGAAGGGAAGAGCCGACAUGUGGACUUCCAGUGCGUCAAGUCUAAAUCCACAACCAACCUGGCCGCAGCUGCUGCAGACAUUCCCCAGGACCAGCUGGUGGUCAUGCAUCCUCUGGGGCCACAGGUGGACGAGCUAGACACUCUGCCACAACCGCCAACCGUCAAUGACCCCCACCAGCCGGUGCUCGGGCAGGGGCUGGACCACAACAUGACCCCCCAGCUAGCACAGGCCCAUGAGGGCCUGAACCAACAGGCUCAGGACAGUCCAAACCAGGCCACGCACAGCCUGGCCAACAGCAACCAGCAGCAGGAGCACGGCAGCAGCCACACUCAGGCCACUUACCACUACGAGCCGGACCAUGACACACUGUCACCCUCUGCAUGAGACUAGUUUCACACUUCAUAUACCCUCUACUCCUGUGUUCACACUGCCAGCAACAAGUGCUUUAGCUCAUUACACUGAGCUAAAUUCAGAGCUAGAAUCUGCUCUGAAUUUAGAGCUAAAAAUUGCUAAAGACGAAUGAAACACUCAAAUUUUGGACACAACUAUUCUCUGACCAUCAAUUGUGGGACGCACAUUCUCAUAAAAGCUCUCGAGAACUGGGAACAUAGAGAAAUAGUGUAGCACAGAAACCUGACUGGCCACCAACAGCCAAUAAGAAACAUAGUUAAACUUUUCUCAGCAUCAGCAUGUGGCAGUUCUUGUUACUUGUUGCUUUCAGUGUGAACAAAAACUUUGUUCCUGCACCUCCCCACAACCCCCCUCUUUCUGACUGGCAAAACACCACUUUGCCUUCUGUUGCACCUCUGCUGCAGCCUUUCUCACACAGCGUCUGAAUGAACGAGAACUGCUCAGCAGCCAAGGAUGAAUAAAAGCACAUCAUCAGGCGUCCUCACCCACCUCUCUUCAUUAUUUGCUUUUAUUUAUCUGACCGGAGGAGAAUUCAUUGGCGUUCUGUAUACAUGUGAGGACAGAGUACUGUAUUUUAUUUUAAUGAAGCAUGUGUGAUAGCUGUGAGUGUGUUGACUGUGCUUUGUGCUGCUAGGAUACUGUAUCUCUCUUAGAACGUGGAUUUCAGUGCCUCUUCAUAGUUGGUUUGGGGGCAAGUAUAUUGGAUGGGAUGAUUCACUUUUUCCAGCAUAUGUGAAGGUCUUGAUGAUUAGAGUGAAGUUUUUGUUUUACACAACAUAGAUGAGGAUUUUUCAGAAGAUGUUCCAUUCCCUCUGUUGUUUAUUCCAGUUAAUUUGGUUCCUAGUUUCUGUUUAAAUGCAUGUCUUCACUUUUUUGCUCCACUUCUGUUUGAGUCCUGAUAGUUCUGAAAACUCUGCACAGGUUUAUCACCACUGCUGUGACCACAUAAGAUGUCAGAAAAGAUGUUGAACACAAUGUUUUUCUAAUAAAGAGUAUUCAUAACA
Molecule: messenger RNA, 3059 nt
Organism: Xiphias gladius (swordfish)
Lineage: Eukaryota; Metazoa; Chordata; Actinopteri; Istiophoriformes; Xiphiidae
Product: BTB/POZ domain-containing protein 10-like
Exons: 9
Coding region: 376-2028 (550 amino acids)
Biological process (GO): positive regulation of phosphorylation
Cellular component (GO): cytoplasm
Molecular function (GO): protein binding
Source: RefSeq, a predicted model, not a curated record